AUGGCUAUGAGCGGAGUCACAGAACUUGAAAUAAAAGAAAAUGUUACAUAUGGGACUAAGAUAUUUCAAGGGUGCCAGAAUCUAACAACAGUGACAGUUGUUGGGACUCAGGCAGUGAUAUCGAAUAACAUGUUUUAUCAAUGUCGCAAUUUGAAUAACGUGAAAAACAUGGAAAAUAUUUAUAAAUUUGGAGUUGGUGCUUUUGCAGAAACUGGGAUAACAACUGCCAAAUUGAAUAACCAUGUAGAAGACGGAUAUGUGUCGUUGUUUGAAAACUGUAAUUCAUUGAAAACAGUUGAUUUAAAUAAUGUUGUUAAUAUUCCAAGUAAAUUUUUUUCUGGUUGUUCAUCACUUAGUACUGUUAUUGGUAUUGAUUCGGUGACUGUAUUUGGUAAUUAUUCGUUUGCAUACACCGCAUUGUCUUCUUUUAUUGCAUCAAAGCUCACUUCUGUCUACUUGAAAGGAUUGUCAGAAAUACCAGCUGGUACAUUUAAAGACUGCUCCGUGCUAAAAACAGUCACUGGAUUUGAAAAUAUCACUUCUUUUGGAAAUUUUUCAUUUGCAAACACCUCAUUAGAAAAAGUAAUUAUCAACACACAAAGUAGUGUCACUUUGGGUUCAAACAUCUUUCAAAAUUGCAAAUGGUUAAUGGAUGUCAAUCUUGGAACAAUAAAAAGUCUUUCAGAUUACACUUUUGAUAACUGUGUAUUGCUAAAACAAAAACCAGAAAGUGGUGAUAAUGAUCAUGUCAAUUUUGAGUCUUUUAAUACAAUAAAUACAUUUGGAAGGUAUUUACAAAACACCGUCAACCCCACGAUGAAUGCGUUGUGGUGUUUAUUUGUGAUGCUAUUGAUAGGUGUGUCCUCUGAAAAGUGCGAAGCUGGUUAUUAUCAAAGUGGAGUUGAUUGUGUAUAG
Entamoeba invadens IP1 is the source of this 915-nucleotide messenger RNA. RefSeq lists its product as hypothetical. NCBI's taxonomy places the organism in Eukaryota, Evosea, Mastigamoebida, Endamoebidae. The transcript is spliced from 2 exons. The record is from RefSeq and is a predicted model, not a curated record. Bases 1 to 915 code for a protein of 304 amino acids.